This is a messenger RNA of Clunio marinus, 339 nucleotides long. The record is from the annotation of a GenBank genome assembly. Lineage: Eukaryota; Metazoa; Arthropoda; Insecta; Diptera; Chironomidae.
AUGAAAUUGCAACACUUGGACCUACCAGUGACAAAAUUCGACGCUAAUGUCUGUAAAGCCCUACGUGAGAACACCCAAGAUACGAAAUUAUCAUUCAUCGAUUUGCCUUUUAAUACAGUUGAUGAUACAGAAAACAAAAAUGAAGACUCUUUAAACAAUUUACUAUCCAUCGACAACGGAAAUUCACUCGAGUUUUCUGGAACGAAGUUUGAAAUUCUUGAAGAUGUUUCACUACCAGAAAAUUAUUAUGACGUUGAUGGAAUUGUAGUUGACAAAGAAAUCGAGAUACAUGAAAAUAUAUUUGAGUAUAUUUCACCACCCAUGAAACGCAAAACAUAA